AUGGAUGCAUUGUCCUGGAGGUUGGAUCGCUUGGAAACUCGUGUCAGGUUGCUCUGGGAAAAUGUUGAUGAUCUGCGAUCGGCUCUGGGCCUAUUGGUUCCAACGAUCACCGGUGAUCCACAGGUGGCGGCGCAGGCACUAUCAGAUGCUCUCCCAGCAAGGUUGGCGCGGGCUGAACAGGCCCUCCAGUCGGUCUCUCUGUAUGAUCAUGGCCAGUCGCUGGCUGCCGGAUGGAACGCCUCGCCAGCCGUCUUUUCCUGCACCAGUGCCGGCUCCGAGCCCGGCUCUGGCUCCAUUGUUGCUACCGAGGUGCCACCGCGCGCCUUUGGCUUCGGAGCUCCUGCACCGUCACUGGCGCCAAGGUUUCGACCUCCGAGCCCUGUGGACGUGUCAGUGGUCUCUAAGGGCGGCUUUGCUCCGCUCCGCAGUGCAAGGGUGCUCCCAAACAUGAAGGAUUUUCCUCCUGCUCCGGCUCAUCCUUACAAGCCGGCUGCACCGGGCACUUUGUUGUCGGCUUGGCAGAAUGCCAAAAACGAGCAGCUUAAGGUCUGGCUGGCACUGGCAUCCACAGCUGCUGCUGCCUCUGAAAUGGUGUCAGAGCUCUUGCAGAGUCCGAAUUCUUCGGUACUUCUAGUGCGCCUGGUUCAGGGGAAUGCUCCGUCGACUCUCACCAACUACUUCGGACGCUGGAAACAUUGGGUCGAGUUUUGCCAGGUCCAAUCGGCAGAUGAAUGGGCACCCAAGGUUGCCUUCCUCUGCGAUUUCCUGAUCACGCACUGCAAAGGUCUUCUGGGAUCGGCUAUCGCGUGGCUCAAGGCCUUCAGGUUCGUCACUACGCGGCUGGAAGUCCAGUCAUUCAAGUUGGCACUACAGUCUGAGGCGGUCCGAGCCUUUGGCAAAUCCGUGAAUGUGGUUCAGCGCCGAGAGACAGCACCUUUCCCGCUUUCCUUCGUCAUUUGGUUGGAAAGGCAAGUGCUGGAUGCGGCCCAGUUCGCGGCACAUCGAAUUCGGUGUGGCUUCCUACUGGUGUGCGUGUUCGCCAGCCUUCGCUGGUCUGAUGCUCCGUGGUCUCCGCCUUCCUUUCUUCACUUGGAUCGGCAGGCGCUUCUUGGAUGUGCUACAAGGACGAAAACUACUUCUCGAUCCAUGCCGUGGGGAGCCUGGGCUCCCGGGUUUCUCGCUCGGCCUCAAACGGCACCCGGCUGGGGCCAGGUCUGGCUGUGUAUGGUCCAAGAGGCGGUGACCCGUACUUCGGCCGCUCGCCCUGGGUUUCAGCCCGACUUUCUGGUGGCCGACUUGGGUCCUGAUGACCGUGCUCCGGUUUUCUUGGCUCCUCUGAGCCGUGCUGCGGGGGUGGUCCUGAUCCGCCGACUGUUGGCGAUGUGCUAUGAGAGCUACCCGGCGGAUCAACGGCCGGACUUGUCACUCCUGGCGUGCAUAGUGCCAAAGUCACGUCCCCUGGCACUCCAGUCUUCUAUCGUCCAGGCAGUGGCGAAUGGAUUCCGACCGCUGAGGCCAGCCCUCCGUGGUGGCGCGCCGCCACUCCCUGACAUCACAGUUGCUGUGCCGGCUCUGGAGCCGGCCGCCUCGGACUCUCGAGCCCCUCCGGUGGUGCCCAGGCUCCACGACAGAGAGCCGUUGGUCCUUGAUCAAGAUUCGAGCUCUGAUUCCGAAGAUGAUGCUCCGGCGGCUCCUGAGGUCGAGUCCACAUCAGCGGCCCCGGCCGCAGCUUGGGAACUGGUCUCGUCCGGCGAUGCGGCGCCUUCACCGCAGGAUCUUGGUGAGCCGGAAGAGUUCGAAUUUUUAUUUAAUCCAAUGACGUCAAUUGUGCAUCUUGCCAAGCCUUGCCGGGCAGACCAUCCAGCUUGUCAGUUCCGCCCAGCUCCGGAUGCAGUUGGGGAUGCUCCUCUUCGCCCAGGUUGCUCCAUAAGAGGUAAUCUGGCAAUUGGAGCCUUAGUUCGGACAUCUGUGAUCCCGAAGGGUGCACGUUUGUGCUUGAAGCACGGGUGUGGGAAGGACCCCGCACUUGCAUCCUUGCUGGACUCCUAG
Symbiodinium sp. CCMP2592 is the source of this 2049-nucleotide messenger RNA. NCBI's taxonomy places the organism in Eukaryota, Dinophyceae, Suessiales, Symbiodiniaceae. The record is from the annotation of a GenBank genome assembly.